AAAUUUAUAGACAAAUGUAAUCCAAUUCUAAUUAGAACAUCAGUGGUAUUUCCAAAUUGGGAAAAGCCACAAUGAGGUCGCUCAGCGUUUUUGCUCUUACUUUAACAAUAACUUUGGCAUUAUUAUGUGUUAAUGCUGCUCCUAAACCCGGCUUAUUACAAAAUGUUGCACAUGGAAUUGGAGGUGCUGUGAAAGGAGUUGGCAACACACUUGGUCUAAACAAAGUAUUUAACAAAAAAGUACAGAAAAUAGCUAAAAAAGAAGUCCAAAAGGUAUUACAUGCAUUAAACAUCAACAUCAGCGACAAAACUAUAGAUGCAAUUUUCGAUCCAGUAAUAAAAUUAUUGAGUCAAUUAACGGAUGAACAAUUGGCAGACAUUACAAAAGUAGCAAAAGCCGUUCUCAAAUUUUUAAAAGAAAAUAAUAUUUCUAUAUCAUUGGAAGACAUUAAAAAAUACAUGGAUAUAUUGGCCAAAGCUUUGUCAAAUAUUGAAACCGCUAUUAAAAGCGAAUCUCUGAAAGCAGCCCAACAGUCAAAUAAUGCAAUCGAUAUUACAAGCGAAUCUCCCAAAGCAGUUGAGCAGAUUGAGUAGAUCUUUAAUUACUAUGAAUAGUUAUAUGGUUACGUAUUACUGACUUAAAUUAAUUGAAAAAAUUGUAAUUACUAAAUAAUAAAAAUA
Chrysoperla carnea is the source of this 680-nucleotide messenger RNA. RefSeq lists its product as uncharacterized. The transcript is spliced from 2 exons. The coding region runs from base 72 to 593 and encodes 173 amino acids. Lineage: Eukaryota; Metazoa; Arthropoda; Insecta; Neuroptera; Chrysopidae. The record is from RefSeq and is a predicted model, not a curated record.